Molecule: messenger RNA, 338 nt
Organism: Bursaphelenchus xylophilus (pine wood nematode)
Lineage: Eukaryota; Metazoa; Nematoda; Chromadorea; Rhabditida; Aphelenchoididae
Source: the annotation of a GenBank genome assembly
AUGUGGAGGACUGGUGCGGUGUCCGGCCCAGACCGUCUGUUGGCGAUCAGAAAAGUGAGUAGAAUUCUGCAUUUCCUUAUCACCAUUUGAUUUCCUUCUUUAUGAUGUUUUUCCAGAUAUUUGAGCGCUCGGGUUUGUGUGGACCCGUCUUGGGACUUGGAGCGGGAUCUUCUUCUCCCUCCGCCCGACUGCAACUGCACCCAUACAGUUAUGAGCUGUGCUAUUCCUUCGAUGCCAUUCCUCUUGGUAUUCGUUUUCUUGUUUGCUCAAGUCAUUAUCUUAAUUCUUUGGGUGUUCCGUGCCCAAGUCAUAAGUUUCGUAAGUUUUUUACGACAUGA